GGCCCGGGUGCGGCGCGCUGUUCGUGGCGGAGUCAUGGAUCGCAAUCCCUCGCCGCCGCCGCCGCGGAGUCGAGACGAUGGGGAGGAGGAGGAUGUGGCUGCGGGGGCAGACUGCAUAGGGAGCACGGUCUACAGCAAGCACUGGCUCUUCGGCGUCCUCAGCGGGCUCAUCCAGAUUGUUAGCCCUGGAAACACCAAAUCCAGCUCAGGUGAUGAGGAGCAGCAGAUGGAGCUUAAUGAAGAAAUGGAGAAUGAAAUUUGCAGAGUAUGGGAUAUGUCAAUGGAUGAGGAUGUGGCUUUAUUCCUCCAAGAAUUUAAUGCUCCUGAGAUAUUUAUGGGGAUACUGGCCAAAUCCAAGUGUCCUCGAUUAAGGGAAAUCUGUGUGGGAAUUUUAGGUAAUAUGGCCUGUUUCCAGGAGAUAUGUGUGUCCAUCAGCAGUGAUAAAAAUCUUGGGCAGGUGUUAUUGCACUGUUUGUAUGACUCAGACCCACCUACUCUGCUGGAAACAAGCAGGUUGUUGCUUACUUGCCUUUCCCAGACAGAAGUGGCCAGUGUCUGGGUUGAAAGGAUCCGGGAAUAUCCAGCUAUUUAUGACAGCAUUUGCUUCAUCAUGUCAAGUUCAACAAGUGUUGACUUGCUGGUGAAGGUGGGGGAGGUUGUGGACAAGCUCUUUGAUUUGGAUGAGAAACUAAUGUUGGAAUGGAUUAGAAAUGGGGCUGUUCAGCCUUUGGACCAACCCCAGGAAGAUUCUGAAGAGCAGCCAGUAUUUAGGAUUGUUCCUUGUGUACUUGAAGCUGCCAAACAAGUACGUUCUGAAAAUCCAGAAGGUCUUGAUGUUUACAUGCAUAUCUUACAGCUACUUACCACAGUGGAUGAUGGAAUUCAAGCAAUUGUACAGUGUCCUGACUCUGGAAAAGACACUUGGAAUUUACUUUUUGACUUGGUCUGCCAUGACUUCUGCCAGUCUGAUGAUCCACCCAUCAUACUUCAAGAACAGAAAACAGUGCUAGCCUCUGUUUUUUCAGUGUUGUCUGCCAUCUAUGCUUCACAAGCUGAACAAGAGUAUCUGAGGAUAGAAAAAGAUCUUCCUCUAAUUGACAGCCUGAUUCGGGUCUUACAAAAUAUGGAACAUUGUCAGAAGAAAGCAGAGAACUCUGCAGAGUCUAAUGCAGAAGAACAUAAAAACUCUGAUUUAACACAAGAUGAUUUACAUUUGAAAAUCUUAAAGGAUAUUUCAUGUGAAUUUCUCUCUAAUAUUUUUCAGGCAUUAACAAAGGAGACCGUGGCUCAGGGACUAAAGGAGGGCCAGUUCAGCAAACAGAAGUGUUCAUCUGCAUUUCAAAACCUUCUUCCUUUCUAUAGCCCUGUGGUGGAAGACUUUUUAAAAAUCCUGCAGGAGGUUGAUAAGGCCCUUGCUGAUGACCUGGAGGAAAGCUUCCCAAGUUUGAAGGGUCCGACUUAAAAACUGAAUUGAACUUUCUUCUGUACAACAAAUAAACUUUAUUUUCAUUACUAAUA
Galeopterus variegatus (Sunda flying lemur) is the source of this 1518-nucleotide messenger RNA. RefSeq names its product serum amyloid A-like 1 (gene SAAL1). The record is from RefSeq and is a predicted model, not a curated record. The transcript is spliced from 12 exons. Lineage: Eukaryota; Metazoa; Chordata; Mammalia; Dermoptera; Cynocephalidae. Bases 35 to 1462 code for a protein of 475 amino acids.